AUGAUAUUGAGCCUUUUCCCUACAUAUUAUCUCUCUUUCCAGGUCUAUGUUCUUAUUGUCUGGAAAUACCCAACGGCCACUCUUCUCAAUUCAUCAUUUGUUCUACCAUUAUACCCAUCCAUUCCAAUUGUGAAACUAGGCAUGUUCACCAUGCGCGGUAUACUCAUUACUUUCCUCCUUACCUGGCUGCUAUCUCUUUCUACCUAUGCUAGCGGCGCCGAUGAUGAGCUUAAGGACAAUAAAGUAUCUCACGUUUUCGAGCGCAUAUGGCUGUGGGAGAUGUAUGACUUCAUCUGCGAAGUUGACACCCCCGAAGGACAGAAACUGCUCUUCCCUAUUGACAAAACAGUUGACCGGUGGAGGCACAAUGUUGGCUCACAAAGGGAUAAAAGAUUAACAUACGCCCAGUUCCAGAAACGAUUGCAGGAAGGAGGAAAUCCUCAAGGCGGCGCACUACCUAUGAUAAACUCACCGGCAGAGGGAGACCCUUUCAGGUCAGCCAGACAGCUCCUAGACCUAGGAUGGGAUGGCAAAUUUUCACUGAAAGAGGUAGCUCCAAGGGUAAAAGAUGUGACAUACAGAGGCCUCAUAGCCGUGACUGAGCAAUAUUAUUCACAAUAUCGUAUCGAUCUGGAGAAGCAGCCAUGGGGCAGUGCAAAUGAUCCGGUCCGUAUCGCGCGCAUUGCGACCAUUACCGAGGCGAUCAGGACCCUUCGCUAUCAGGAUAGACACCAGUACAUCACUGAUACCGUUACAUCGAAGAAAAUCGGAGGGCUCGGGUUGGCGAAGGUGGUGGCAGAAAAACUCCCGACGGCACUGACAUAUGAAGGCAGCCCACUAGGUCCCGAAUACUACGAACGGACAGAUUGGCAAAAGACUUACAACGCAAACUGCAUAGGCGGAGAUGAUUCAAAGCCAGGUCCAGAGUUAAGAGCUAUAGGAGUCACAGAGAAUAAGAAGUUUAAGGAGAUAAUGUUUAACUUUGGUAAAGAGAAUGAUAAGGACUCCUCUGCAAAAGACAAGAACCAUCUUCGCACCCUCAAUCUCUGGAAUGACGUUCAAAAAAAAGCCCAUAAGUCGGUGGAAGAACUCAUACAGUGCAAGUGA
Molecule: messenger RNA, 1107 nt
Organism: Trichophyton benhamiae CBS 112371
Lineage: Eukaryota; Fungi; Ascomycota; Eurotiomycetes; Onygenales; Arthrodermataceae
Exons: 4
Coding region: 1-1107 (368 amino acids)
Source: RefSeq, a predicted model, not a curated record